AUGGCCAACAACUGGGAUGAAGAGAAGUUGGAUCCGAAGUUUGAGGAUCCAACAGAGAAUACUGCGUUGCUCAAUGCUUCAACUAGUCAUGGGCCCCUGGCCUUCUGGGGCUCGCGAUACUUGAGAAGGCUUGAGCGCAUCUUUGGAUGGCAGCUGCUCUUUCUGCUAUGGGUGGUGCAGCAUUUGAUGAAGGGUUUAUCUCAUAGCAUGACUAGCAAGGCCACCCCAUACCUCUUCAAAGCCUUUGCCAUCGAUGCAGCGCAGAGUCAGGUGUUGAGCGGUCUCAUCAAUCUGCCAUGGGCCGUGAAGCCACUGAUUGGCCUCGUGAGCGAUGUCUUGCCCUUCAUGGGCUUCCGCAAGGGUCCCUACAUGGCCAUGUCCACCUUUGUGGGUUUUUGCGCCUUCACCUUCAUCGUGAACAGCUCUGAGCUCUCCAUCGUUGUGAUGGUCCUUUGCCUCACGCUGAUCGUCUUGCAGUUCAGUACCUGCGACAUUCUCUCUGAGGCACAGUACGCCUCAAAGAUUCAAGACGCCCCACAGGCAGGUCCAGAUUUGUUGAGUUAUGUCUGGGCUGGGAUCAACAUCUUUGGCCUCAUUGCCAUGCUUUGUUCUGGUCCUUUAUUAGACUCCUACGGCUACCGUGCGGCCUUUGCCUUCGCUGCCGUGCCAGCGGCCAUGGUCGUGAUUCCAGUGGCAAUGGGCUGCCUACAGGAACGGCGGCUGUCUGUCGAGGAGUUGUCCGCCAUCCGUCACCGUUACUUUGAGCAACGUGAGAUGUGUUUUCUUUCUGUUAUGAUGUUCGCUUGUGCUGUGGUGAUCAUGGUGGUUGGCCUCCUGCAGAAUGAUCCUCGCAUUAACUUUGCUGUGUCCUUUACCGCUUCUUUGUUCAUGUUACUGUGCUGUUCUAUUUGCCUGACGCCAUUGGUGGCCAAAGUGAAUGCUUUUGCAGUGCUUUACACUGGUCUCAAUGCAUCCAUCAGUGGUGCUACUUUCUACUUCUACACUGACUCCAAGGAGGUCUACCCUGCAGGUCCUCAUUUUUCUGACUUCUUCUACAACACCGUCUUGGGAACGGUGGGGAGUGUGGUCGCACUCAUCGGGAUCUGGUUUUACCAGCAGUAUCUGAGCGCAAUGAGCUAUCGAAAACUGAUUUUAGUCACUGCUUUGACGAUGUUUGCCUUUAGCUUGCUGGACGUGAUGAUGUUUGCACGCCUGAAUGUGAAAUGGGGCAUUCCAGAUCAUUGGUUGGUGCUUGGCCUGUCCAUUUGCGAGCUGAUGGUUUUGCAGUGGCAAUGGAUGCCCCAAGUGGUGCUGCUGGCAGCUUUGUGCCCGCCUGGGAUGGAAGCCACGAUGUUGGCCUUGUUGGCAGGCUGUCAUAACCUGGGCAGCACUGUAAGUUCACACUUUGGCGCCAUGUUGCUGCAUCUUUGGGAUGUGAAACCUCGAGGACAAGAGGGAGAUGCAGCCAAGUUCGAGAACUUGUGGCUCGUUGUGGUGGUCACAUCGAUUUUGCCAUUGUUCACAGCAAUCUUCUUACGGUACUUGCUACCGGACUGUAAGCAAAACGAGAAGAUCCCCGGAAUCGCAGAUCCAACUGAGAAUUCCUUGCUCCGACGGAACAACUUUGCCAAAGCCGCAAAGUGGAGUCCUGAUGGCAGCGUUGCCUUGGCGGUUCAUGACGAUGAGCUCCUACGCUUGUACCAGGUGCCCUUUGGGGAAGACCUAGCAGGCAUGGAGAGUUUCGCUCCUUACGCCAGCGCGGCUGAAGGUGGUCCUGUUUUGGACUAUUGUUUUUUCCCCAGCUUCACUUGGGAGUAUCCAGCUACCUGCUGUUUCAUCACCAGCAGCCAGGACCACCCCAUUCACCUGAGAGAUGCCUUGACGGGGGAGCUGCGCAAUACCUAUCGACCCUUCAACCAUGUGGAUGAGGUGUGCCAUGCCAAUAGCCUUUGCUUUUCGCCGGAUGGUAGCAAGAUCAUUGCGGGGUUUUCCCUCUAUCUACGGGUUUUUGAGCUGCAGCGACCCGGCCGUCAAGUUGAGGAUUGGCUUCUGAGCACAAAGAAAGGCAAAGGACAGAAGGGCAUCAUCGGUGCUGUGGCCUCAUCCAGCGUUGCACCCGGGGUGUACGCGGCUGGUUCCUACAACAAGAACAUUUGCGUGUACCAAGAGGGCACCAAAGGAAAAGCCGUUGCCCGACUGGCACAAAAGGAGACCGGCGAGGAUAUGGGAGGUGUCACACAACUUGCGUUUGCAGAAGAGAAUUUCUUGAUCAGCGGUCAUCGAAAGGAUCAAUGGUUGCGACUUUGGGAUUUGCGGAUGUUGGGUGAGCCUGACAAGGCCCUACUUCAUCGGUUCCCACGUCAGGUCAAAAGUCAUCAGCGCUUGAUAUUCGGAGUGCAGGGCGAUCUGCUGAGCUCCGGAGAUGACACUGGGGCAGUACUGUUUUACUCCUUGAGUUCCCUGGAGCAGCUGGGCAGUUUCCAAGCACACCAGCGACCAUGUACCGCAGCCUUGCUGCGACCCAGUGAGACGCCUCACUGCGGGGAAUUGCUGAGUUCAUCUGGAUCACGGCAUUUCCCGGACUAUGACGUCGAAAGCCCCAGUGAGUGUCUUGAGGAGGUUUUUUCGGUGAAACGUCCGCGCUUGGACAACACACUGAAGGUAUGGCAAAUAGCCUGGGGAGAUGAUGCGGGGAACCGAAAAGAGCCGCGACGCCGAGAGGAAGCUUUGAUCAUGUUCUGUCGCUGCUUCAGACGGACUGAGGACGACUACACCCCCGAUGAGACACCGAAGACUCCGAAGACUCCCAAAUCGGCACGGAGUCCAAACAACAGGAUCAACUUACCCAAGGAGUUUCCGAUGUACGUCAUCUCUACGGAUGACUUCUUGGAUCUCAGCGAAAUGAGGCCACACCAGGAGCUGCUGGCUGAACGGAUCGUGCAGGCCUAUCAACCCAACUUGGAUCCGGUGACCUUUGUAUCACAUGAAUGGUCUGGUUUACAACAUCCGGAUCCGAAGAAGAAGCAACUCCUUGCCUUGCAGAAGGCUCUGCGCGGCUUUCGCGAGCAGUCUCUGAAGCUGAUAUAUGAUCCCGUGGCCCUGGUGCGACGCUUUCAGAAGAACGUGGCCUACUGGGAACUCCAGGAGAUGGCGAAAGGUUGGCUUUGGAUUGACUUCAUGUGCAUUCCUCAGGGAUGCGCCUGCAAAAUGGCAGAGGAAAGGGAAGAGCAGGAGAAUCAGCUGCGGGAUGCGAUUCGAAGCUUACACACCUAUGUGGCACAUAGUUCCUUCUUCUUGAUUUUGGCUCCUGCGCAACACCAUGAGCUUGGUCGUUUGAUGGAUUACACCAGCUGGAAGUCUCGAGGCUGGUGCCAAUUCGAGCUCACGGUGAAUGUGCUCAUGGGUGGACAUGCGCCCGUGAUCAUGGUCCAGGGGCUUGGCUCAGUCAAGAAGGUCUCGCCGCGGAUUUUUUUGCACUUCGCGCCAUGCCUUGCCGAGUUCACCAAGGAUGAGGACAAGCUCUUCAUCUCAGACGCAUUGGACCAGGUGAUCAACGCACAGGUAGCAAAUUUGCGGUCCUGUGGGGAAGUUCAUCGCUUGCAAAUGCUGGAGUGCUUGAGGGCUCUACUCACCAGACGUACGGGUGACUUGACGCUCUUCAAGCGUCUGAGCAGAACAGGGAGCCUGGCCUAUAUGGCGAGCCGCAAGCUGUGCGUGACCUACAAAGGGUGGACUCAGUUGCACUAUGCAGCCGCGCGCAGCGACAAAGAAGCCGUCACCCGGCUUCUGGGCAUCUGCGAACAAGUGGAGGCGCAGACCAGGCAGGCAGACAAAGACCUGUUCCUGGGGUCCAGCUUGACUCCGCUGCAUCUGUGGGCUGCCUUUUCCUUCACAGAAGAGAUUGCACGGCUGCUGGUCUUGAACAAAGCUCAGGUCGACCGCCGCGCGAGUGAGGGCUUGACUCCGUUGAUGAUGGCGUGUCGAACGGGCAACAUCAACGCCUGCCGGACGCUCUUGGAGAUGGACGCAGAUCCCAACGCAGAGGAUUGCAUGGGUUGCCGGCCUUUGACCUUCGCCUUGGCCAACGAUGCAGAACAACUGGUGUCUCCCUUGUUGAACGCCCGCGCGGACGUGUCCUACCGGUGGGCUGGGCUCAGUGCGUUGCACUUCUUGGGCCUCACCAGCUCUGCGAAUUCCUUGGAGCGGCUGUUGGGUGAAGGCCUUGACAUUAACACGGUGUGUCACAUGCAGCGUUGGAGUCGCGCGGGGCCCUACCUGCUCUUCGCCCAGCUGCGCAGCACCACGCUGCGGCGCCUCUUUUCGCUGGGCCAGGGCUCUACGCCUGUGCUGGCGGCCGCGGCCUUGGGCAACGCCAAGGUGGUGGAGACUCUGUCGCGUGCCGGAGCUGACAUGACGGCGAGGAAUGCGGCAGGCCUCGACAUCAAUGAGAUUUGUCGCAUCAGCUGCAUCCCGGAGUCGGUUUUUUCAGAGUACCAGACGAAGGAUCCCGACGCGUCACAUUCACGUGCUCCACAUGCUCCGUUCCUUGAAUGA
Molecule: messenger RNA, 4554 nt
Organism: Cladocopium goreaui
Lineage: Eukaryota; Dinophyceae; Suessiales; Symbiodiniaceae
Source: the annotation of a GenBank genome assembly